GCGGCUGCGACGCCGCAGUGCGCUGCUGGAGGACGGCGUCUUGCAGGCCGGGCCCUCCGCGCAGCGCUCCCGGGGCAGGGGCUCAGGUUCCAUCACCACGCAGCCCCCAGACUCACAGGGGACUCCCGGAGAAGAGUGACACCACACACCCCUUGUUGCUGAGCUACCCAGAGUCGGUCACCUAUCCCCAACCUGCGCAAGUCGAAAAUGGGCAGAAAGAACCCAGGAUUUUCCAGAAUGAAAUCCGCGGCAGCGAGCCGCCCCCCGGAGUACGCAGCGCCAGGGGUGAACCGAACGUGCUCUGCGACGCCACUUCCCCCAUGACGUGCCUGGGCGCCCAUCUCCUCGCUUACCCUCCACGCAGUAAAGCAGGUCAUCUUGUCACAGGAAACCCCCGGCAAGGGGAGCAGUGAUUGCGGUUCCCCCCGCCCCCCAUCCUGGGGCUCGAACCCACGGCCUCACUAAUGCUAGGGAAGGGCUUUACCACCGAGCUACACCCCCAGCUCAGGGAUGGUCUAUCCUACUACGAUCGAGAAGUGUCACCGUGUAACUGUCCUCGUGCUAAAGGGCUGCUCACCAGGCGUUGCUCGCCCAGGAGGGGCUGCUAGCAGAAAGAGCCUGAAGGCCGGCGGAUCCGAUCGGUCACCGGCGGCUUGCAGCCUGCGGCCUGAAGGACUCAGGGCUUCCCCAUGAUUCCCCACUGUGACCAUCGCUCGCCGCAGGAUCGUGGGGGAAGGCACACUAGCGGCCCCGCCCGUGCGCUCCUUCCCAUCCCUCUCUGCCCGGUCUGGAGCACUGCGAGACUUGCCUUAUUCCCUGGUGGCUCUGGUGAGGCCAGGCCGCCUACCCCCCGCCCCGCCCUCUGUCCUGUCGCAGCCCGGCUGCCGCGCCUGGGGUGCAGGCUCUCGCCCGCCCUCCCGCCGGACGCCACCAGCGCGGCAGGUGUGGCCCAGAGGCAGCGCGCGGCAGACACGAACCUGUGGAUCCAAGUAGUACCUGUUGCAGCUGGGAAGUCAUUGCAGGAUCUUGGUCCAGUGUUUGGCAACAGUUUGAUCUGAAGAUGGCAGUUUGGGUGAUUUGGAGCAGCCUCAGCCUGCUGCGACUGCUAUGGUGUCUUCUUCCGCAGACGGGCUACGUGCACCCGGAUGAGUUCUUCCAGUCACCAGAAGUCAUGGCAGAGGACAUCCUGGGCGUGCAGGCUUCACGGCCCUGGGAGUUUUACCCCAGCAGCUCCUGCCGCACGGUGGUCUUCCCACUGCUGACCUCUGGCUCUGCCUUCUGGUUGCUCAGGCUCUGGGAAGAGUUGGGACUGUGGCCUGGCCUGAUGAGUGGCUAUGUGCUGCUGGUAGGGCCCCGACUCCUCCUCACCACCCUCUCCUUUGCCCUGGAUGGGGCUGUGUACCACCUGGCCCCGCAGUGGGGGGCAGAUCGCUGGAACGCCCUGGCCCUGCUGUCUGGUUCCUACGUCACCCUGGUUUUCUACACAAGGACCUUCUCCAACACCAUCGAGGGACUGCUCUUCACAUUGCUGCUGGUGCUGGUGUCCCCUCAUGUGGCAUGGAGCCCCACAUCCAAGAAGCCUACCUCAUGUCCAUGGUGGUACAACUGGCUUCUUGGGGCCAUCGUGGCUGCUGGCUUCUUCAACCGGCCCACCUUUCUGGCCUUUGCUCUGAUCCCCCUCUUCGUCUGGGGCACUUGUGGAGUCAAGGACCCUGGCUUCAAGUCCCUGAUCUGGGAAGCUCUGGUGCUGCUCCCUGGGGCAGCACUCACUACAGUAGUAUUUGUGGCCAUGGACAGCUGGUACUAUUCCAGCAUCUCAAGAUCCAGUAGCCUUGUCCUUACACCUGUCAACUUUUUACAGUACAACCUGGAUCCCCAAAACCUUGCAAGGCACGGCACACAUGUGCGACUCACUCACCUAGUAGUCAAUGGCUUCCUGCUCUUUGGGGUGCUACAUGCCCAGGCACUACAGGCUGCUUGGCAACAGUUGCAAGUCAGCCUCCAGGUGUUCGCACAAAUGGGCCUCCAGAGGGCCCUACGGGCCCAGAGCCUGCUGUCCAGUCCCAGGUCUUACCUCCUUCUCCUCUACUUCACGCCCCUGGCCCUGCUGUCUGCUUUUAGCCACCAGGAGGCUCGAUUCCUGAUUCCCCUCCUGGUCCCCCUAGUCCUGCUUUGUAGUCCACAAACCCAACCUGUGCCUUGGAAGGGGACCCUGGUCCUCUUUAAUGCCCUAGGUGCCCUCUUCUUUGGCUGCCUGCAUCAGGGAGGCCUGGUACCUGGCUUAAAAUACCUGGAACAGGUGGUCCAUGCACCUGUGCUCCCAGGCAUGCCAACCCACUACACACUCCUUUUUACUCAUACCUACAUGCCCCCCCAGCACCUCCUCCACCUCCCAGGCCUGGAGUCAUCUGUAGAGGUGGUGGACAUGGGUGGAAAUGAGGACUGGGUACUUUGCCAAGCACUUAACAACCUUACCAGACAACCAGCUUGCCAUGUGGCUGGUGGGCCAUGGCUCUGCCGCCUCUUUGUGGUGACCCCUGGGACGACCAGGCAUACCGUGGAGAAAUGCAGCUUUCCCCUCAAGAAUGAGACACUCAUGUUUCCCCACCUGACCCUGGAGGACCCACCAGUCCUGUCCUCUCUGCUGAGUGGGGCUUGGAAGGACCACCUUAGUCUUCACAUCAUGGAACUGGAGCAGCCACUGCCCAAGAUUCAGCUAUAGAAUCUAUGCUACUCCACCUUGUAUGAAGGCAGCUGGGCUGUGACAUUGCCAUAGGGCCCUGGUCCUCCUUCAGGAUCCCCACUGCUGCCUCUUCUGGGCUCAGCCAUUGGUUGUUCUGCCCUCUGGGUAAGCCCAUUCCCUUUUCCUUCAGACACCAAAGAUCUGACCAGUCAUGGUUCUGCUGCCAAGGUCCCAAUAAUCCUGGUAUAAUCAAUGGCACCUAAUGUCUGUUCCUGCCCUAUGCCUUCCAGCCACUGUAAUGUUUUAAAUAUACAAUAGUACCUGAUUGUGAAAAGACAAUGCACUGCUAAUCAUGUUCCUGAAUGACCUUUCCCAAACUUGCCACAAAGCUUUACCUCUUUGGUCUCCUAAGGACUGGCAUGUUGAGGCCUUGCAGACACAUGAGAGAUUAUGGUGAAGGAGAGAAUAAGUGGCUCAGAUUCAGGGAUCCAAGUUCUAGUUCCUGGUCUGCUACUCAGUGACUUUUGAGAAGGCCCCUUCUAUUCAUCCAGCCAUCUUCCAAUCUGUACAGAUAAGAGAAUCCCUGAGAUGUCUGUCAGAUAAUAUCAUUCUUGGAACCCACAGCACAUGUCCCCUGGAUCAACAGGCAUGUUUCUCACAAAGCUCUUUGAACAUGGAAUGGUAUUGUAUUUAAUGGCA
This is a messenger RNA of Marmota monax (woodchuck), 3382 nucleotides long. RefSeq names its product phosphatidylinositol glycan anchor biosynthesis class Z (gene Pigz). The transcript has 3 exons. Lineage: Eukaryota; Metazoa; Chordata; Mammalia; Rodentia; Sciuridae. The record is from RefSeq and is a predicted model, not a curated record. Gene Ontology annotation, biological process: GPI anchor biosynthetic process. Gene Ontology annotation, cellular component: endoplasmic reticulum membrane. Bases 1061 to 2722 code for a protein of 553 amino acids. Gene Ontology annotation, molecular function: alpha-1,2-mannosyltransferase activity.